Molecule: messenger RNA, 801 nt
Organism: Enterospora canceri
Lineage: Eukaryota; Fungi; Microsporidia; Enterocytozoonidae
Source: the annotation of a GenBank genome assembly
AUGGGUAGAAAAUUGGAUGAAUUUAAUGGUAGAUUUGGAUUCAAUGAUGCGUGUUACGAUAUCAAGUACAGGAAUGGACGAAUACUCUGUGCUGGAACAUACAAACCAAGCAUCAAGAUGUACGAUGUUGAGCACCAGAACAUUGUGGUAGAGAGACACUGUGCUGAGGAAAUCAUAAAAUGUGAAUUUGUUACAGAUGAAAGAAAUUGUGCCUUAAGAAGAGACAGAAUGGUGGAAUUCUACACAAAGGCGGGUUUAUUGGAAAAAAUCAAGUUCAAGAACGAGUGUUACGACAUCAAGGCAGUUGAGGGGCUGCUGUAUGUUGCAGGAGAUAAAAUAGGGCAAUUUGACAUGGUGAAGGGUGAAUUUGCUGAUUCAAUUGACUGUAAGGCGUAUGAAGUUACAGUUGAUGGAGGGGUGAUUGGUGUUAGGAAUCACAGGGGACUGACUUUCUACGAUUCAAGGACGAAUGAAAGGAUAAAAAGCAUUGAACAAGAAGUGGUUGCAUUUGACACCUGUGGAAACAGUGUGGUCUAUUCUGAUGAGAGAGACGUGUUUGAGUUGGAUAGGCGCAAUUGGAACAGCAGUAAGGUCUCUGUUGAUUUCUCAGAUGCGACUGUAAAACACAUCAAAUGCAUUGAUCCAAACAAUCGAAUUUAUGGUGGAAACAGUACAAUAUUGUUUAGUAGAACCAAUCAAAACGAGGAUGUUGGAUUCAUCAUAAACAGAAUCUGUUUGGGUCAAUGCAGACUGUUUGUUGGUGGAGAAAGUGAGCAGAUUUCUGUUUACGACCUGGAUUAA